Amoebophrya sp. A120 is the source of this 1536-nucleotide messenger RNA. Lineage: Eukaryota; Dinophyceae; Syndiniales; Amoebophryaceae. The record is from the annotation of a GenBank genome assembly.
CGGGAGGCCCCGGAAGCCCGUCUGGCACCGAUCCUCCAGGGAACCUCGGGCCAGAAGUGGUUUUUUCGGACACAAACACGACUAGCGCUCCCGGAUCGAAUAGCACCACCGUGCCGCCCGCGCAUGACCGUGCCCCGCCUGACGAUGUCGCGAAGACGGGCUUGCUUGCGCCCGCGGCGGGUACUGGUCUGGCGCUGUUGUUGCUGGCAGCUUUGCUACUCGUUUUUUCCGCCCGCGGUGCUUCUGCGGUGCCCGGGGUAGCGGAGGACGAGGGCGACGACCGGUGGCUGGGCGCGGAUGUCCAGGACCCACUACCGUGGGGCCCCACCGAAGAGGCGCUGCUUUCCAUCGGGCUGACUCCGCAUUACGCCGCCCAGGUGCUGGCGCAACUCACUGCAGAGGGCCCUUCGGGGCCGGGAAAUGCAACAGAGAAGGCCGUGGCGGCGCAGCUGCAGACCGGCCUCGCGAAACCGUCCGACGCAAAGGACCUGCGGACGAUGCGGCAGCUCGGGGUGGACUUCGGCUCCCCGGAGCUCGCAACCGUCGGGUUUGCACAGAACCUGGUUCGCAAGGGGAUGGCACGGACGAAAAAGACCGGGGUGGACCUGCCAUUGGCUCUGUUCACGUACCAGCGCGAUGUCGAAGCCGCGGAACGGGCCCUCGUCACCGCGGGAAUGACCCCGCGGGCAGGGAAGCAUUUGGCGCAGCAGAUCGCCGGGCCCGUCGCAGGCCACGCGCCGUUGAAGCUGCCGGAAACCGACGAGGACCUGCAGGUGCUGCGGGACCUAGGAAUCGAUGCCGCAGCGGACGGCGGUCCGCUUACUGCCGGGGCCACCCGGAGUGUGAUAAGAAAGGCUUUCAAGAGAAGACGACCCGAGCAGCAGAAUGUGGCGUUGCUGACCACCGCGGCCGCCUGUCCGGAUUUUGGCACUGCGGAAACAGCACUGCUUGCGUUGGGCCUUUCCGCCGCGGGGGCUUCGGAAGUGGCGCGGCAGAUCGGCGGGAAAGGGGAGGAGGCCGACCGAUUUGAAUUUCCCACCGCGGGCGCGGAUCGCCGGAUCCUGGAGAAGGAGGGUGUGCUCGAGAGCACAAGCGCCAGCGGCCCCGGUGCUCUCAGCGCAGCGGCCGUGCAGGCCUCGUUGCAAAAGGCCGCGAAAAAGAAGAAGGCGCCAAAGCCGCUCAAGGCGCUCGCGGCCACUACCCCGGAGACGUGGACGCCCGGUGCGGUCGAGACGGCUUUGCGCGCAGCGGGGUUGAGUCCCGCAGGAGCACGGACGCUGGCCGGCGAGAUCGCAGGAAACGUCACUGGACCUGGUUUGGUGAAGCCGCCUGCAACGGAUGCCGACUUGCGCGCAAUGCAGGCUUUGGGAGUGACUUUUCAGUCUGGUAGGGAGUCCGCGUUGAGUGUGGCAACGGUUCGGCAGAUGCUUGGUAAAGUCCCGAGCCGGAGCAAAAAACGGCAACUUCACCAAGGACCCCCGGUCGCGGCGGUGGCAACGGCCCCCGGACCCGAUUUCGGCGCCACCGAGGAGGCGA